CUUGACAUGCAAGAAAGUAUUUCAUUAUUUCCUAUUCUUCUACGUCAAAUGCACCUAACACCUCUUCGCUGGUUCGAUUGCUUUAACGCAAGUUCGUAACUCUAUCCUCCCACCCCCACUUUGACAAAGUCUUCUUCUUCUCCCCACCAUUAUAAUAACAACCCAUCUUCAAGUCCAUCCUUCAUAUUCAUGUCACCAAGUUACACAAUCCCCAUAAUCUUCACUUGAACCGCUUCAAAGAUACACUGUUGUAGAGUUUUUGUCUCUCACUUUGCUAUUCAACAAGAAUAUAAUGUCUCAGAAUCUUAGAUCAAGAACAGCCACAUCUACAUCCGCCGCUCCGACGGUGGAUGAGCGUGAGGUUUCGCCGCCGUCCCCGGCGGCGACGACUUCGCCGUCGUUGUCGCAGCGUGCCUUGGAGAGCACGGCACACCUAGCCAAUCUCCUUCCAACUGGCACGCUCCUAGCCUUCCAGCUACUAACCCCAAUCUUCACCAACAACGGCUCAUGCGACGCGGCCACGCGCCCCAUGACGCUCGUCCUCCUCUCAAUCCUCGCCCUCUCCUGCUUCCUCGCGUGCUUCACCGACAGCGUCCGCGCGCGUGACGGCCAAGUCUACUACGGCUUCGCCACGCGCCGGGGCCUGUGGCUCUUCGACUCCCAGGCGGCGGCGGCCUCCGGGAUCUCCGGCGGCGCCGAUCUAGUGAAGUUCAGGGCGGGAUCCAUCGACUACGUGCACGCAGUUCUCUCCGUGCUCGUUUUCGUGGCGAUCGCCUUGAAAGACAAGAAUGUGGUGAGUUGUUUGUAUCCGAGGCCGAAUCAUGAAACGCAGGAGGUUUUGGAUGUGGUUCCGAUUGGGAUUGGUUUGCUGUGUAGUCUCAUGUUUUUGGUCUUCCCCACACGGAGACAUGGCAUUGGCUUCCCUGUUACUUCUGGGAAAUCGGACUUGUAAUUUUAGGGUACUUAUCAACACGUACUGUAGAUGAUUCAUUACAUUCAUUGUAUCUAACUAUCUGUUGCUUGUAUAUGUCGAAUAAUGUCCAAAUUUAGUAAGUUAUUUGAGUUUGGUUUCGCAAAUGUUCAAAUUUAA
Messenger RNA from Ipomoea triloba (trilobed morning glory), 1090 nucleotides. RefSeq names its product protein DMP3. NCBI's taxonomy places the organism in Eukaryota, Viridiplantae, Streptophyta, Magnoliopsida, Solanales, Convolvulaceae. The transcript has a single exon. Bases 293 to 952 code for a protein of 219 amino acids. The record is from RefSeq and is a predicted model, not a curated record. Gene Ontology annotation, biological process: endomembrane system organization.